Messenger RNA from Amaranthus tricolor (Joseph's coat), 1575 nucleotides. RefSeq lists its product as uncharacterized. Gene Ontology annotation, molecular function: S-adenosylmethionine-dependent methyltransferase activity. The record is from RefSeq and is a predicted model, not a curated record. The transcript has 2 exons. The coding region runs from base 303 to 1208 and encodes 301 amino acids. NCBI's taxonomy places the organism in Eukaryota, Viridiplantae, Streptophyta, Magnoliopsida, Caryophyllales, Amaranthaceae.
CAGUUUGUAACUUACGCUUUAAUUGCACUUCCAGUAUUCAUUCUCUUUCUCUCCCUAUCUUCACCCUUUACUCUUAAAAGCAUCAAAACGCGUAGUCUGACGUCGUUUUUUCCCUUUAAUUUUGCGUUUAAGCUGUCUUGUAGAAUCUUCUUUUUCGGAACCUCACUAAUUCAAAUCCCCAUUCUACUCUGUACCUUCAACUUCCUGCAAUGGCGUAAUCAAAUUUACACUUCACUGAAAAUCGAACAUAAAACCUAAUUCGAGAAAAAGCAGUAAUUAUUCCUUAAUUUCAGUUACUCAAAAUGGGAAAAGGAAGCAGAGAUUGGUCGCAGAUCUAUGGAAUCUAUGGAAUCGAUGAAUGGCAGACAUUUUUAUUUCUUCUAUUUCAUUCUCUAAUUUUCUCCAUUCUUUCUAUAUUAAUCCUCGUAUAUUUUGCUCCCAUAACUAGUUCCUUCAUGGAGCUCCGGAUUUUCUCUGUCCUACCAGGAGGAUCCGCCCGUUUUGUAGCUGGAUUAAUCGGGUCAAUGACGGCGUUGAUAGCCGUAUGUCUAUUAUUUGCCGCCGCUAAUUUCUUAUACUCGGCGGUUUCUCUCCGGUGGGAGAUCUCUCAGCGUAUGUUAUCUGCUGUUACGGAUUGGUCUAAUGUUAAAACCGCCCUUGACGUUGGCUGUAGCAGAGGAAUCCUCUUAAACGCCGUCGCUUUACAACUUAAAAAACAAGGAUCAUCGGGCCGGGUAGUCGGGCUGGAUAAAAUGCGGGCCAUAACCCUCCGAACAUUACGGACUGCAGGUCUAGAAGGGGUACAAGAAUACGUCACGUGCCGAGAAGGUGACAUAAGGAGGCUCCCGUUUCGAGAUGAUUACUUCGACGUGGUUGUUUCCGGGGCGGCGAUUCGGCGGGCUGGGCCAAAAGAAGAGAGGGAAAGGGUUGUUGGAGAAGUGGUGAGGGUAUUGAAGCCCGGUGGGAUAGGUGUAGUGUGGGACCUACAGCACGUGCCAGAGUACGUGAAGAAAUUACAAGAAUUAAGGAUGGAAGAUAUAAGAGUAUCGGAACGCAUCACUGCAUACAUGGUUAGUAGUCAUAUUGUGUCGUUUAGGAAGCCUUGUUAUCAGCACCUACAAUUACAACAGCAUAUGGUGGGACCCACCUUUUGUUAUUCUCAUGCUGGUGAAGUCAGACUUGAUUGGAGAAGCCAUAGCUUGUGUUGAAUUUCAUACUCAAACUUUUUUUUUAGUUUGCUAUACCCAAUUAAAUUAAGUAUAUAAAAAUAUUUUAUAGCAGGUAUAUUGCAAAUUUAAAACUUGCAAUUUUAAAAAGAAGGUAAUAGUGUAGAAUAAAUAAUUUUUUAAAUUGUUCAAGAUUAUUGUAGAUGGCUUAGUUGGGAUUUUCAAAAUGAAAAUAUAGCAUAACAAAUCCGUGAGAAUGAGGGAGUAAAAAUAAUGUUUCUCUUGGUAUCUAUCAACAAAGAAUGAUAUUCUCUCUGAUAUUGUUGUAGUUACUCGGUUGUGAAAUAUUUGUUAUAUUACGAUUAUUGAUACUAUUUAUAUUUUAAACUUAUUAUAUUAUAACUAAUUU